Messenger RNA from Paramecium tetraurelia, 1548 nucleotides. RefSeq lists its product as uncharacterized. Gene Ontology annotation, molecular function: calcium ion binding. The transcript is spliced from 5 exons. The record is from RefSeq and is a predicted model, not a curated record. NCBI's taxonomy places the organism in Eukaryota, Ciliophora, Oligohymenophorea, Peniculida, Parameciidae.
AUGAAAUCAAGAGGUCUGUCAACACCAGGAAAAUAAUAAUAGGAAGUGCUUUAAAUAGUGUUUGAUCUCGGAGAAAAGAAACAAGAAACAUUGCAUGUAUACGAUGAUUCUGAUAUAACUAUGAUUGCAAAAGAAUUUGUUAACAAACAUUCAUUAAAAGAGGAGGCUACUAUUUUAAUAGAAUAAACAAUAAUUAGCAAUCUUUAAGAUAGCCAUUGUUCUAAAUAAAGCAUUUUUGAUCGAUUACAUAAUGAAGCUGCCGUUAAGACCCAAAAAAGACAAUAAUAAUUUAUCACCAACAGUUUAUCUUAGACUUUUAGUGCUUAAAAAACAUUACCAUACAAUGCAGGAGAAUAGUUGUAUUUGAAAUCGAAGCAAAGUCGAGUUUCAGAGCAUAAAUAAGAUGUUUUAUAUUCUUUCAAGCCGUAUAUAAGUGAGAAAAGCUUAUCUUUGGCCAAAAGACCUAACAUGCCAACUUAAGAUUAUUUGAUUAUGCAAGGCAAGUAGAUGGCAUACAGAAAAGAACAAUUAAGAAACAGUAGAAUGGCAGAGUAGAAUUAAUACUGUUCAUUUUAGCCUGCCAUCAAUCCUAUGUAAAUUAGAUUAUAAAUUUUGAUUAGAAGCCAAAAGAUUUCUUAAGAAAAGGAAAGAAACUACUCGAGUGCACAAACAAGCUCGAUACAUGAUCGAUUAUAUCAAUAAGGCUUAAAUUCUUUAAAGAAAAAGAAAGAUGCAAGUCAAAUGAUUAAUUACUCUUGCAUGAUGUCUCCAAUAAAACGAAAGCCUUCAGAUAUUCCAUUUUUAGAGAGAAUGCAAAUGUCCAUACAGAAAAGACAAAAGAAGUUAGAAGAAACUGUGCUGACUGAAGAGCCGACACAUGAUAUAACAACUGGUUAAAAAUUAUACCGACCAAUUAUUGGAAGACCACCCACCAAUGAACGAAAUAACUCAAAUCUUCCAAUUGGAGAAUAUUUAUUUCAGAUGAGAACUGUAUAAGAGGAUCAUCACAAUUAUUUAAUUGAAUAAUAACGAUAAUCCCUUAUGAAUUCUAAGGCCAAAUCUUCGGAAAAAUCAAGCUAGAUUUAUGAGGACAAGAAGAGAAAAGUUCUUGAAGAUAUAUUCGCAUUACUUGAUUCAGAUGGAGAUGGGUAAAUUUCGGCAUCCUCUAUAGAAAUAUCUGGAAUACAAGCAGAGAUUUUAUCUAUUCUAGCACCCCUAUUAUGUGAAAUGGAAUCAAUCUAGGCUCAUUUAGAUUUAGAAUAAUUUAUAGAAGCAGCCAAUAGAUUGAUAUAAUCUUUAAAUGUUUCAGAUAAAAAUAAAUUAAUAAAUGGAUUAAGACCAAAAAAAAUGCUAGAUCUCGAUUAAUGUACUUUUUAACCUAAACUAUGCAAGCACUCAAUGAAAUUAGUUAAAUCAGGCCCUAAAUUAUAAUAGAAUAAACUUGAAUUAGUGAAACAAGAAUAGGAGCAAAAAGUAAUGUAGGAAUGCACCUUUAAACCUCAAUUAUACAAUCCACUUAGAAUUUAUGAUUUCAUGCUUAACCAAUGA